CCCGGCUGCUCCCAGGAGCUGCCGCUGGGCGGGCCGGAGCUCGGCGCUCCCCUCAGGAAGUUAUUUUAGAAAGAAAGAAUACAUGUAAGAAACAAGAUGUCUCAUGCUGGGAGACGAUACCAAGAUAAGCAAUACAGGCACCAUGAGAACCAUGGAUCUGAUAGAUACGAGGAAGACAGAAGAGCGAGAAAACCAUACCCAUACAAUGCAAGCAGGAUACAAUAGAGAGAAGCAGCUGCAUCAGAAGUACCAAAGGGAUUGCUUUCAAGUUAACUGGAAGUCUUAUAAAUCACAGAGCUUAUUUAAUUUAUGUGACACAGCUGCGCAGGAUGCUUUGGUGGUUGCACAAGACACGGGACAAAGAUCAACAGAAGACAUCCGAGGUGGCGAGCACUCAAGGACUUCUACUGAUUGCUUAGACCCUUACUCUAAAACCUCAGGAGCAGCACGGGAAUAUUUUGGCCCACCACCAGAGUGUUAUCCUCCCAAGGAAACCUUCUCGAUGAAGUGUUCAAAGGUAUGCACAACAAGAGGCAUUUUGAAGUUUGUGGAAAUCACGGUUAACCUCCUGGUGCUGAUUUGUGUGGGUGCUGCCCAAGCCUCUGUUGCAGGCUUCACGUCCCUUGGCGGCUUCGGCACUGGAUCCUUUAGCCUGAAUUCGGCCUAUAGCCCCUUUGAGGGCACAGAGCUCCGGGAGGUGAGGGAGCUAGACAUGCAGUUCACCCAGAUGAGAGCCCCUUGCGUGUACGGCGGAGUCGCCUUCAGCUUAACAGCAGCAGUACUUACCCUCGUCUUCCUUGUCGUGGGGGCAAAACCCAUCCAGCAGCUCAGGAUGGGGCUGCUGGUAAGCGAGUGUGCCUUCAACCUGCUGGCCGGCGUGGCGUACGUCGCGGCGGUCGGCCUCUACCUGCAUUUCGUCAGCCAGGUGAACUCCACAGAAGUUUGCAAGAGGCGCGAGAGGCUGUACGCACGCCGUGGCUAUACCUCCAUGAACUGUGUGGUCCAGGGCGGCGACGCGGCCGUCGGCCUUUUUGGCGUCGCUGCCGCCUGUUUGUACUUUGCCAGCUUUGUGGUCUGCAUCCUUGCUAUCCGAACUGUCCGCGCCUUCCAGAGUCAUGCAGCCAAGGCUCAGCACAGCCCCAAAAGUGGCAUUAGAGACAGAGGCGUCAGAAACCACCAUGCUGUCCACAGGACCUCUGAAAGCUCCCACAACGUCCAGGCUCUUGCCACGUUAGUGUGAAGUCAGCUCUGGGACUGUGCCAGUGAGCUGGGCCUUCAGCAAGGGACAGACACUGGGUGUCGCAUGCUAAACAGGCGACCAGUCCACAAUAUAUUGUCCUACAAGGUGCUGAAGUGUAUUGAAUCACCAAAUCUAACAAUACUGCUAUAACAUGAUGUAAUAAAAUUGACAUUGAGCAGAUGUUUUAACAAGG
Molecule: messenger RNA, 1433 nt
Organism: Aquila chrysaetos chrysaetos
Lineage: Eukaryota; Metazoa; Chordata; Aves; Accipitriformes; Accipitridae
Product: MARVEL domain-containing protein 3-like
Exons: 5
Coding region: 104-1240 (378 amino acids)
Cellular component (GO): membrane
Source: RefSeq, a predicted model, not a curated record